CUGGACACAGGAGAGCGGCUGAUGGUCCCUGUGGAUGUCUUGGAAGAGGAGAACAAGGGGGCCCUGUGGAAAUUUCUGCUCUCAGGAGCCAUGGCUGGGGCAGUGUCUCGCACAGGAACGGCACCCCUGGACCGAGCCAGAGUAUACAUGCAGGUGUACUCCUCCAAGAGUAACUUCAGGCACCUGCUGAGUGGCCUGCGUAGCCUGAUCCAGGAGGGAGGUGUCCGCUCACUCUGGAGGGGCAAUGGCAUCAACGUGCUCAAGAUCGCCCCAGAAUACGCCAUCAAGUUCUCUGUGUUUGAGCAGUGUAAGAAUGUCUUCUGCAGUGUGCAGGACUACCCGCCCUUCCAGGAGCGGGUGAUGGCGGGAUCCCUGGCUGUGGCCAUUUCCCAGACUCUCAUCAACCCUAUGGAGGUACUCAAGACUCGGCUGACCCUUCGCCUUACUGGCCAGUAUAAAGGACUUCUGGACUGCGCCAGGCAGAUCUUAGAACGGGAUGGCACCCAAGCGCUGUACCGAGGCUAUCUGCCCAAUAUGCUGGGCAUCGUACCGUAUGCUUGCACUGAUCUGGCUGUCUAUGAGCUACUCCGGUGUUUGUGGCAGAAGUCGGGUAGGGACAUGACAGACCCCAGUGGCCUGGUCAGUCUGUCAUCUGUAACACUGUCCUCGACCUGUGGCCAGAUGGCCAGUUACCCGCUGACUUUGGUGCGCACACGGAUGCAGGCACAAGGUCAGCCUGGCCCCGUCCCUACCUCAUCCUGGCUUUCUGAAUUUUCUCAUCCUUCCCCACAAACUUCCAGCCUCUCCAUAAACCAGUCUGUAAUGCCUAUGCUGAGUACUGAACCUACCAAAACAUGCUCACUCACCAAUAUAACCCUGGCUCUCAAAUUAGAAGUCACCCCAUCGCAUGGGAAGUGGAGGCAAGAAGAUCUGGAAUUCCAGAUCAUCUUUGGUGACAUACCUUGAGGCUGGAGCUGGAGCUCAGCCUGGCACAGUAUGUAGCGUGUGCCUAUCCAUGAAGCCAGGGGUAAAUGGGGUGUGGCAGUGCUGCUGUAAUUCCAGCAAGAGGUAGAGUCAAGAGGAUCAGGAGUCCAAAGCUAGCCUCAGCUACAUAUGGAAUUCUAGGGCAGCCUGCACUACAUAAAACUGUAUCAAAAUACAUACAUGGCAAUAACUGAAUGAUCUCGACAAGACUGCCCAAAAUGUGACUCAGAUCCUCUCACACUGACAGUGACAUCUCACAUCAGACCCAGUGCUGAACUUGUCUUUGUCUAUCCCCAGACACUGUGGAGGGCUCUAACCCCACCAUGCUGGGAGUCUUCCGGCGAAUACUGAGUCAACAGGGCUGGCCUGGGCU
This is a messenger RNA of Arvicola amphibius (Eurasian water vole), 1357 nucleotides long. RefSeq names its product solute carrier family 25 member 41 (gene Slc25a41). NCBI's taxonomy places the organism in Eukaryota, Metazoa, Chordata, Mammalia, Rodentia, Cricetidae. Gene Ontology annotation, biological process: transmembrane transport. The record is from RefSeq and is a predicted model, not a curated record. Bases 22 to 966 code for a protein of 314 amino acids. The transcript has 5 exons. Gene Ontology annotation, molecular function: ATP transmembrane transporter activity.